Mesorhabditis belari is the source of this 261-nucleotide messenger RNA. NCBI's taxonomy places the organism in Eukaryota, Metazoa, Nematoda, Chromadorea, Rhabditida, Rhabditidae. The record is from the annotation of a GenBank genome assembly.
AUGGAACUUUUGGUGCUGGCGCUGGUUCUCUGCAUGCUGCUGAGGUCUCACCUUGUUUUCAAAAGGAAAUUUCUUAACUUUCGGGGAAUUGCUUAUCCGAUCUAUGGACUCUUCUACACAAAGGCUUUUGAGAUUUUCUCCGAGAACGAUCGCGAAAAGAUGCGACACUCUGGCCACAUAGCCGCUUUGUGUUUCUUGCUGAUGAUGAUCAUCGAUUUGACGAUUCCGUCUGGAUGUUCGAUCUACUUCGGCAAGGCUGCG